AUGGCUCCUGUUCGAUCCAUCAAGAAGCAGACAGCUGCGAAGAAGCCUACCAGUGGACGCGGGGUUGUCCCCUCGACCAAGUCCAGUCUCUUCGAAGAUGACUUCAGAACGUCCAAGAAGGACAAGCGCUUGAUCAAGCACUCCAGCUUCAUGUCCAAGAUCGAAAAGAACUCGAACAAGACCCCUAAGCGUCGACGAGCUUCGAAGAAGCUGGCUGCCAACCUCGACUCUCUGGCCGAUGCUUUGCCGGAAACCGAGACGGAUUUGAACAACCCGGAAAGCCAGGUGAAUGUCAUCAAGCAAAAGACCUUGAGACAUAAGCCGGGGGCUAUGAAGCGUAGAGAAAAGCUGGAAAAGUUGGAACGGGAUAGGUUUGCAAAGAACAUGGCCCAGAUGUCCAGCAUUCAAGCACCUGCAGCUACCACCGCAGAGCAAAACACUGCAGCGGACUCGACGUCCAACCGAUGGGCGGCAUUGCGAGGCUUCAUUUCUCAGACAAUGGAGCAGCAGCCAGUAUUCAAGACGAACAAGUGA
Aspergillus wentii DTO 134E9 is the source of this 534-nucleotide messenger RNA. Its product is annotated as FAM207/SLX9 family protein. NCBI's taxonomy places the organism in Eukaryota, Fungi, Ascomycota, Eurotiomycetes, Eurotiales, Aspergillaceae. The record is from RefSeq and is a predicted model, not a curated record. The transcript is spliced from 2 exons. The coding region runs from base 1 to 534 and encodes 177 amino acids. Gene Ontology annotation, biological process: maturation of SSU-rRNA from tricistronic rRNA transcript (SSU-rRNA, 5.8S rRNA, LSU-rRNA). Gene Ontology annotation, cellular component: nucleolus; preribosome, small subunit precursor; 90S preribosome.